AUGGAAGAUAAUUAUGAAAAACUUCUUAGUAAGAUGAAUAUAAUGAAAGAAAUUAGAGAAAUAGCAGAAUCAAAUCCUACAUUCCAAGAUAAGCUAAUUGAAAGUAUUCAAACCCCUAUUUAUCUUGUUCGUGAAAUAUUUAAAAGGCAAUAUUUAAAAGAUAUUCUAUUUGAAAUAUUUAAUGCUAUAUUAGAUGAGGAAAUAGAAGUUUUUUGGAAAGUAAUUUACCAGAUUGAUAAGACUAUAACUCAUGAUGAUAGUACUAAGAAAUAUAUAAAACAAAGAAAUGUGGGAAUUACUAUUACUUGUACAGAAUAUAAUAAAUCACAACUUCUGUUAAGUGCAAAAAAGAUAUCAGAUAAGGAUCGUCAAAUACUUCAUCAAUUUCUAGAUACAAUCCUAUAUACUUGUAGAAUAUUAUUUAAAAAUACUAAUGAAUUAACUUCAGCUAAUAGAUGUCUCGAUGAUAAUGAUAAUACAAUAUUACCUAAAAUAGUAAAGUCUCUAAUUGAAUCCAAUAAUGAAAAUGGAAAUGAUAAUAGUGAAAAAAGUUCUAAUUUUGAAUAUGAUAUUGCCGUAUCUGAUAAAGAGGAUAAUCAAAAUGAUCAUGAUACUGUUAAGCCUAAAAAUUUUGAUAGUAGUGAAGAUACGAUUAGUGACUCUAUUCAGAAGCUUUUUACUCAUAUUUUUGUAAAUGAUUCUAGAACAUAUGCUUCUCCUAUCGAAAAACUAUAUUACUCAGCAAAAUUUAUCCUAAUAUAUGUUGUAAUUGCGAUAUUACUAAUGUUGAAAGAGUAG
Molecule: messenger RNA, 798 nt
Organism: Scutellospora calospora
Lineage: Eukaryota; Fungi; Glomeromycota; Glomeromycetes; Diversisporales; Gigasporaceae
Source: the annotation of a GenBank genome assembly